UUGAUCUGGUUGUUAGCGACAUGCUGAUCUGAGUGGAGUGGUGGACUUGGGACUUAUUUUAUGUUGUCCGUGUUUAUUUAUAUCAUCGGUUUUUCCAAUCUGUAUUUAAUCAAAUUGAUAAACGCCCCCCUCGGCUGUAUCUAUAGCAGUGCUUGUUCCUGUCCUUGAAUGUUCAACUUUUUAUGUAAUGUCAGAAAAUCCUUUGGUGCAAGAAUCAAAGUGUAUUUCGGACCCUCCUGUUUAGAAGUUAUGGGAUUCUUGGAAGCUCCUUUUAGUACAUGACGCCUAUCAGCAAUUCCGGUAUUUCCGUUUAAACGCGAUUUUCUCGAACAAAGAAUUAACAGAGAAAACUCCUUGAAAGAGACAGCCAGAUAAUGGUAUCAUCUAAUCAGCUGAAAUCCAUUUUCAGCCACUAACUUUACACAAAAAUGCCAGCUGUCAUUUACAUGAUCCGAUAAAAAGGAGCAUAAUAUGGUCGGAGAGCAAGGAGAAAGUCAGAGCUCAACCCCACCUCUCCAUCCAUCCCAAUUCACGGCGGAGCCGCUACACCACCAUGCCGGCAGCGGCGGCGGCACUCCGCUCCUCCAUGUGCUUCUCUUCCCCAAAGCCAGCUCCAAGUUUAGAACAACAAAGCAACCACUUAACAGCCAAACCAAAAACUCUCCUCCACAAACACCCACUCUACCAAUCAACCCAUGCAAACAUCUCCUUCCAAUUCAAGGAGAAAAUCCUCUGCCUCGAAAUCAUGGGCGUCGAUUCCGGCCGAGCAUUGGCCCAAAACCCGUCUCUCCACACCGCUUCCCUGCAUUCAAUCCACGCCAUCGUCACCUUUCUCCAAUCCAAAGGCAUCCACCUAAAAGAUUUAGGCAGAAUCUUCGGCAUGUGCCCUACAAUUCUGACUUCAGAUAUCAAAACUGAUCUCAACCCAGUCUUCAAUUUCCUCUCCUAUGAUCUGAGAGUCCCCGAUCAGAAUUUCAGAAAGGUGAUCAACAAAUGCCCACGACUCUUGAUUUCCAGUGUUAGAGACCAGUUGAGGCCAGCCUUAUUCUAUCUCCAAAGACUCGGGUUUACAGAUUUGCACGCAUUAGCUUAUCAAGAUCCCAUCUUACUGGUUUCAAGCGUCGAAAAAACGCUGAUUCCGAAGCUGAAUUUUCUUGUGAGCUUGGGGUUUUGUAGAGCUGAUGCGGUGGAGAUGGUUCUGAGAUGUCCCGGGCUGUUCACAUUCAGCAUUGAGAACAACUUCAAGCCGAAAUUUGAGUACUUUAUGAAGGAAAUGGAGGGUAAAUUGGAGGAGCUGAAGGAAUUUCCUCAGUAUUUCGCUUUUAGUUUGGAGAAUAGGAUAAAGCCUCGACACAUAGAGGCUAUAGAGAGUGGGGUGAAGGUUCCGCUGUCAUUGAUGCUCAAGACCACGGACGAGGAGUUCAGGGAAUUGUUGAUAAGGCAAGAUAUUAGAUGCUACUCGUCAGUAGCCAGGAAAUAGCCCACUUUUCUCCUGCUCUUUUCUUUCUGGAGUUUUUCUUCCUCUCCUUCUUCCUCUUAUUUUCAUGUGUUGUUUUGAACGAGAAAAUCUGUAAAUUGAUAAUAGAUGGAAAGAACUUGGUGCAUCUGUUUGCAA
Messenger RNA from Sesamum indicum (sesame), 1615 nucleotides. RefSeq names its product Mitochondrial transcription termination factor family protein. Gene Ontology annotation, biological process: regulation of DNA-templated transcription. Gene Ontology annotation, molecular function: double-stranded DNA binding. Lineage: Eukaryota; Viridiplantae; Streptophyta; Magnoliopsida; Lamiales; Pedaliaceae. The record is from RefSeq and is a predicted model, not a curated record.